AUGUUGGUGGAGAAUUUAACCCUACGAGUGGCAGAUGAAUCUCUCAUUCCGGAUAAAGUUAGUUGUCCACGAGGUUCUUGCAGCAGCUGCCUGAAGACUCUAAACGAGCAGACAGAGGUGGGAAAUGUGACACUGGGAGGUGUUGUGCAGAAACAUGUAUUGCUGCCAUCCCCAGACCACAUAGUUGUUGCUGCACUCUUCCCCAUUCAUCAGCCUUCUCUUGAUGGUGCAGACUGUAGUGAGACUUUAAAUGAGGAGACGAUGCAAGAAGUGGAAGCAUUCCUCUGGGCUGUGGACCAGAUCAAUCGGCACCAGAAGUUGUUGCCAGCGACUACGCUUGGUGCUGUGGUUCUGGAUACCUGUGGAUCUAGGAUCCGCACAAUGAACCAGGUGACAAGCCUUGUUAAGAGCUCUCUUCCUGGCAUCAAUGUUGACAUCAACGACAUCCAGACCUUCAUAACUGCUCUUGACCCAGAAACUGCACGAGUUACAGGCGAGAUUCUGUCCUCUCUCAACAUAACGUCCAUCAACCUGGGGCCAUCACAAGCACACUCUCCGUUUGCGUUACAGAUGAGCCCACCCAUCAACAUGGAGGCAGAAGCAAUGGUUCAGAUGCUGAGAUUUCUUGGUUGGGAUUACGUGUCCCUUGUGGUGUCGUCGGAAGAUCCAGAGAAUUUGGCUGGAGCCGAAGCUUUCAGGACUGUGGCUCAGGCGUCGCGAGUGUGUUUAGCUCACGAUAUUAAAAUGACACCUUUGGAUCCUCCAGCCAUGGCCACUCUUGCUGAUCAGAUUGUGGAGCAGUUGACAGAGAAGGCAGUAGUUGGUGCACGUGCUACUGUUCUCUUCUUGACCGUGAACGACACGAGGGACUUACUCGCUGCUGUCAAGCGGGCAGUUCUCGUCCACCGGUUACUCAAGCAUCAGCUUGUUUUCUUGGGGACUUCUUCAUGGGGGGAUCACAAGGAGAAGCUUCGUGAGUUUGAUUCUGACCUGGGUGGGGCUCUGGUGCUGAAGGAUGGCCAGCAGGAUGUGAGGGACUUCAUAGCACAUUAUAGACUCCUCAACCCUGCAAAAAAUACCAGAAAUCCAUGGUUCAAGGAGUACUGGCAACAGGAGUUUGGAUGUGUAGGAUCAACAUGUCAGUCAACCGCUAUUCCACUACCUGUUGUGCCAUACACAUCUGUACCAUCCACGCCGAGGGUUGUUCAGGCUAUGUUUUCGUUUGGUGCAGCCCUCACGCAGCUAAUAAAUCAUCUGUGUCCCCAGCAUGAUGGAAGAUUAUGCCCAGGGUUGCCCAAAUGGCGGCAAAGAACUGUGCUCAAUGAGUUUUUACGCAACACAGAGGUAUCGCGGGUGGAUAAGCCCUCCGAAUAUUUUCAGUUUACUGAGAACUUCCAUGGCAAUGCCCCACUGGAGGUCUUGAGUCUUAUGCGUUUUCCAGAUCAAAAACCCAUCAAGUAUAAAUAUGAAAAGGUUGGCAGAUACGUUGACAGUGGGCUGACUCUUGGCAAUGCCAUGGUAGAAUAUCAUAAUGGCUCGGUUACCCGCAUGGACCAGUUGCCUUCCUCCUGCACAAGUGGCUGCUCCACGUGCCACCACCAUGAAACAGACUAUGUCUUUAUUGAUUCCCCAGACAAACUGUACAUUAUUGCCACCAUUAAUGUACACCAAAAAGGUGACCGUCCUCUAGAAUGCGGUGGUUUAGAUGGAGAUAAGGGUAUCCAAAUUGUGGAGUCAUUAUUAUGGUCUCUAGAUCGCCUGAACUCUGAUCCGAAGAUCUUGCCCGGUGUGACUCUCGGUGCUAUUAUCCUCGAUGCAUGUACCAGCAAAGAAAAAGUUGUGCGUGAUGUGACCAACUUCCUUACUGGUCGUAUUCCCGAGAGAAUGAGAAAGCAGGUACCAUCCUCAAACAACAUUGUUGGCCUGAUUGCUGGUGGUAUUGGAGAAGAGGUGAGGCAGGUAAUUGAUGUGACCCAACCUUAUGGAAUCACAACUAUUGCAACCCAGGCUUCCAACAGUGUGUACUCCAACACGCGCCGCUUUCCUGUCCUUUUACGCUUGGCACCACCUAAUGAAGUUAUGGGAGGAGCUAUUGCAUCACUCCUGCUCUACUGGAGGUGGGAGGUGUUCAGCGCCGUGUACUCCGAUGGCGGCACGGCUGGUGACAUCCACAAACAUCUCCUGCGGGAAACAGAUGCACACAAUCUGAAAGCUGUUAUAUCUGAACCAGUACCUCUCAAGGUUGACCAGAUUGAGUACAUGAUGAAUGUAUGGACCAAACUAGCUGAGGCAGCACAGCAGGGUGCCCGGGCUGUCAUUCUGCUACUGGAGCCUCACCACGCAGCACUCUUCCUCCAAGCAGCAGCCAAGCUUCGCAAUGAAGGGCUCUUGCGCACUGAUGAUUUUGUCUUCAUUAUGGCAGAGUCUCCUUUGCCCUUCAUAAAACAUGAGAGUGAAGCGCUUGGUAUGGUCGUCUUACAACCUUUUAGUGGCACUGUACAAGAAUUCCAGACUUAUUUCAAGGGUCUUUCACUUGCCAACCACACAGCCUACCCUUGGUUCCAUGAGUUUUGGGCAGAGGUGGGAAAUGUGACACUGGGAGGUGUUGUGCAGAAACAUGUAUUGCUGCCAUCCCCAGACCACAUAGUUGUUGCUGCACUCUUCCCAUUCAUCAGCCUUCUCUUGAUGUCACCUUGA
Messenger RNA from Procambarus clarkii (red swamp crayfish), 2697 nucleotides. Lineage: Eukaryota; Metazoa; Arthropoda; Malacostraca; Decapoda; Cambaridae. The record is from RefSeq and is a predicted model, not a curated record.